CGUCAACAAACUCGCAACAGACGGCAGAAUUGCACAAAAACAACAAUUUCACCAACAUGAAAGAAUUAGCAAAAGAUUAUUCCAUUGUGCCUGUGCAAGGAAUCGCGGAAUUCAUCCAGGAUGUACGCCUUCGCAAAAUCUCGGGAUCACUUAAGCUGGCAUCCCGAACGCUGCGGCUGCUGAUGGAUCUCGUGUCGAAAGAAUCAUGGAACACGGCGGAACAACUGCUUGCCCUGAUCCGCAACCAGGGACGCUUUCUGGCCGAAGCCAUCCCGCACGAUAUCGUCGUCGCGAACACCAUCCGGCGUGUGAUGAAAAUAGUCCGCGAAGAGUACGAUUCCUCCCGCGUGGUACAUUUCGACGACGGGCAGAGCAUACUUUCCCUUCACAAGUUGGUAACGCAAGGGGCUGAUCCGGAGCGGGACGACUACUCGAAACCGAUGCCCGGGCUAAAGAACGCACUGGUGGACCAUCUGUCGGAAGUAGAAACCGAGCUGGAAACGACGGGCGAUAGCAUUUCCGCCCAGGCAGCGGAACACAUCCACUCGGCGGAACUGAUCAUGACCAUCGGGUACUCGCGGGCGGUCGAAAAGUUCCUCCGCAAGGCGGCCGAAACGCGCCCGAUCGAGGUGGUGGUGGUGGAGUGUGCACCGGACUGUCGCGGGCAGCAGCUGGCGGCCAAUUUGGGACGGGCCAAGAUUCAAACUACGCUCAUUUCGGACGCAGCGAUCUUUGCGAUCAUGUCGCGCAUUAACAAAAUCAUCAUCGGCACGCAUUCGGUGCUGGCAAACGGUGGGCUGCAGGCGGUUUGUGGCACGUACAGCUUGGCCCUGUCGGCGAAACAUUUCUCCGUGCCGGUGAUUGUGCUGGCCCCGACGUACAAACUGACGCCGGUGCAUCUGUGCAACUACGAGCAGGGGGAUUUCAAUAUUCUGGGCAAUACCGAGGCAGUGUUACCGUUCGAAAGCUUAGCUGCGCGGUUCACGAAAGCGUACAAUCCGUUGUUCGAUUACGUGCCGCCGGAGCUGGUGACGCUUUUCAUCACGAAUAAUGGCACGAAUGCACCUUCCUACAUUUAUCGUUUGAUCGGCGAGCUGUACCAUCCAGACGAUAAUCAACUGUAAAAUACAACGACCAGGUGAAAUACGAAUUCAAUAAAAUGUUAUAGAAUCUUUGGAAUA
Molecule: messenger RNA, 1181 nt
Organism: Anopheles merus
Lineage: Eukaryota; Metazoa; Arthropoda; Insecta; Diptera; Culicidae
Gene: eIF2Bbeta
Product: translation initiation factor eIF-2B subunit beta
Exons: 3
Coding region: 57-1124 (355 amino acids)
Biological process (GO): translational initiation
Cellular component (GO): eukaryotic translation initiation factor 2B complex
Molecular function (GO): translation initiation factor activity; guanyl-nucleotide exchange factor activity
Source: RefSeq, a predicted model, not a curated record